AUGGAUUUGACAACCUGGGCUCUUCCACAAUUGUCGAGGCUUUUGCCGUUGGAUAAUGAGUCCCUCAAGGAAGUCAUCACUUACACGCUGUCAUUGCCCAACCCAGAGGCAGCAGACCAUCUUCAGAAUCUUUUGGGAAGCAGCCCGCAAGCUCUUGAAUUCAUCACAUCUUUCAAUAACAGAAGACCCAAGACUUCUGCUGGACCGCAUCAGUCUACAUUCAAUCAACUGUCGGAAGUGCCCCGGGUCAAGGCACGCAAAAAGAAGCCUGCCUUAGGAAAGCUGCCACCGCCACGGCGACCUGAGGACUACGGUAACGUUUCUGGUGCGUACAUCAAGAAAGAUGAGGAGGAUUAUAUGACUGGAAGUUCAAGACCUAAAGCUGCAAAAUUUGGCCUUCAAGAGAAGCCAGACGCGCUGCAAAUAUCGACAACGGCUACCUCUUCAGGAACAGCCACGCCGACAUCGCGUAGUGUCUCACCGCUUCCACCUAAAUCAAAGCUUCCUCCAUCUGCUGCUGGCCAAUUAAUCUCAGAUUCCAAGUCGCGAAAUUCAUCGCCCAAGUCUAAGACCAAGAUCAGCCUGUCAGGUGGCACACCGAUGCAUGGAGCAUCGACGGCUCUGAAUGAUCUAGAGUCCGCUAUCAGAACCUUGGAGAUUCAAACAAACCCCAGCCUGAUUUCACAAGACAAUGGUAAGCGGAAGUGCAACUGUAUGGCAACGCGACAUCCGCUCCUAGCGGCCGCGCCCAACUGUAUAAACUGCGGAAAGAUCAUCUGCGUGAAAGAAGGCAUCGGCCCGUGCACAUUCUGUAACACGCCACUGCUGAGCGCCUCAGAGAUCCAAUCAAUGGUCAGCGUGCUACGGGAAGAACGAGGAAAAGAGAAGAUGGCCGCGAACAACGCCAGUCAGAAGCGCGCUGAGGUAUCCUUAGCACCACGCCCAUUCUCAACACCCGGAGCCACUACACCAGCAUCCUCUAAUCCUGCAUCCGAUGUGGAAUUGGAAAAUGAAAAGCUAGCAAAAGCCAAACAGCACAGGGACAAGCUGCUCGCAUUCCAAGCCCAGAAUGCAAGGCGAACACAAGUGCACGAUGAGGCUGCUGACUUUGAGACCACGACUGCCGGACUGAGUAUGUGGGCUAGUCCACAGGAGCGUGCUAUGCAACUCAAGAAGCAACAGAAGGCACUGCGUGAGCAAGAGUGGAAUGCCAGACCCGAGUACGAGAAGCGCAAAGUAGUGGCCAGUAUCGAUCUGUCUGGCAAGAAGCUAGUGCGCCGAAUGGCUCCCACCGAGCGGCCCGCAACACCGGAAAGUGAAGAAGAACCUGCUGAGGAGACAUCCGGGCCUACGACAUACUACCACAAGAGCCUCUCCAAAGGAAGCGGCGCUUUUAGUACAAAUCCGUUGUUGGGAGGCUUGAUCAGGCCUACCUUCAAACUGGAUGAGAGUAAAGGCAAGGAAAAGUCAUCCGAGAGAAAGCAGGCAUGGCGACGAGUACAAGACGACAAUGAUGAUAACGAGCAGUGGAUUUUAGAUGGAGGUGUUUACGGCUCUGGAGCAGACAAUGUGAGCUUGGAGAUGGACGGGUUGAGAUGA
Molecule: messenger RNA, 1599 nt
Organism: Plenodomus lingam JN3
Lineage: Eukaryota; Fungi; Ascomycota; Dothideomycetes; Pleosporales; Leptosphaeriaceae
Biological process (GO): positive regulation of DNA-templated transcription
Cellular component (GO): nucleus
Molecular function (GO): zinc ion binding; transcription coactivator activity
Source: RefSeq, a predicted model, not a curated record